Cladocopium goreaui is the source of this 791-nucleotide messenger RNA. NCBI's taxonomy places the organism in Eukaryota, Dinophyceae, Suessiales, Symbiodiniaceae. The record is from the annotation of a GenBank genome assembly.
GUGGCAAGUGAACCAAACCAUGGCGGUGGUGAUCCUUCCAGCGCCCGGAGCCACUCCUUGAGGAGGAACAUGCCAUCUUUGGAUGCUUGGAGAUGCAAUUCGUUGGAGGCUUGUUUGGAUAACAUUGCAGGAUGACAUGAAUGCUGAGGCCCAGCGGCAUGGUACUGAUGAGCCAUUUGAAGCAGCAACAGGUGCAGACCGACGUCUUUGCCACGAACGCCUUGCUGAGCGCCGCGGAGAAAGUUUCAUCUUGGAAGGAGGCGUUGCUCUUGGCGCCGCUGACGCAUGAGGUCGAUGAGGUGAGCCUCGGCUCCCUGGUGGCCGCCUGCAACGGCGCCGGCUUCUGGGAGGCGGCCUGGCAGCUCUUUGCGGAGCUGCGGCCCAGGAGAUUGGUUGCCAGCGAUGUUACCUUGAAUGCCGUAACAACUGCAGCACAACAAGGGAACAAGUGGCGUUCUGCGCUGAAGUUUUUCCGCUCAAGCAGGGACGCGAAGAACGCGCUGCUGAGCGCAUGCAGCGCAGGCUUGGCAUGGCAGAUGGCUUUGGAUUUGCUUCGGGCCGACCUGACAGGCCCCACUACUGGCCGUGCUGCAACCCUCGAUGCCUGCGCCAAGAGUAGUCACUGGCCGUUUGCCGUGCUCCUCUUCGCUUCCGAUGCGGUGGCCCUCACUUCGCUGGCCACUGCACAAUGGCACCUCGGAGGAAACAUCACGGCGUUGUUGCAGCAGCUGGCCGAGCGCGGCAUGCAAGCGCUGAGGGACGAAAAAGAAUGCCCUUGUGACAUUGGAAAA